UGCUUUCUUGGCAGUUAGCAUCCCCUUCAGCUUGGCUCAAAACGUCGGGCCACAAUGAAGGCGCCGCGUCCUGUUCCGCGGGUGCUGGCUCUCCUGAGCCUCGCGUGGUUGGCACCGUGCGCUCAUGGGGAGGCGCCGUUGCCCAAGGUGCCCAAGGUCUUCAAUGCGGGACCAGAUGGCUUGCCACAGCUGCCCACCCACGUCCUGGAGGAGUUUGAGGAUGUGAAGGACCACCUGAACACACGUGCGAGCAGCUUUGAAGAUCAUCUCUCGCAGUUGGAGCAUGCCAGUUUGGAGCGUGUGUCCCAGCAGAGACAGGUCUACGAUGCCAAGCUGCGAGAACAGGAGAAGGAGAAUCAGGUGCUGGUGAAGCGCAACGCCGUCCUGGCCAAGGAGAUCAUCGCAGCACGGCAGCAGAACGCAGAAUUGAAGAAGGAGGUGGCACACCAGGAGAAGCUGGUGUCCUUCCGGAAGAGUGAGCUCCGAGCAUUGGAGCAGCAGCUGGCGGAGGGGGAGAAGUUCCUCCAGCAAAGCAUGGGCGAGGAGCCAGAGGGGGAGGGGGAAAAAGAAGAGGAGCCGGAGGCGGUCUCUUUCAUGGAGGUCUCGCGAGUCCAUCACAAAGAAGCCAAGAAGUCCCUGCGUCAUGGACAUCGGCAUGCCAACAAAGAGCAGGAGGAGUCAGAGGAAACGAAUCUCACGCAGGUGGAGAGUGAGGAUGCUCAGGAUGAAGCACCCAAAGGGGACGAGAUGAUCGACCUAUUGGCCAAAGAUUUGCGACACUUGCACAAGGCCGAGAUGAAGAGCAAGAUCUCCUUGAAGAAGAUGUUCCUGAAGAGCUUCGAGGUGGGGCGCACACGUCGGGCGGCUUUGCUGAAGCAGGAGAGUGUGCUGAAGGCAGAGUUGCAGCAGACCAAGGUGUUGGCUGAGCAACUGGAAUCCAAGUCGAAGAAAUUGGGCAUGACCGUGGAGACCCUGGAAUCCAAGCUCAAGAAAGGCGCGAACUUCUUGGGACAGUUGCAGAAGGUGGCGGCCGCUCCCCCCAAGGAGGUGCAGUCCCUGCUGAAGGAGAUCCAGCCGUUGUGAGAUUGAACGCCGGAUCCGACGGCUGUGGCA
Messenger RNA from Durusdinium trenchii, 1113 nucleotides. The record is from the annotation of a GenBank genome assembly. NCBI's taxonomy places the organism in Eukaryota, Dinophyceae, Suessiales, Symbiodiniaceae.